Messenger RNA from Funneliformis geosporum, 162 nucleotides. The record is from the annotation of a GenBank genome assembly. NCBI's taxonomy places the organism in Eukaryota, Fungi, Glomeromycota, Glomeromycetes, Glomerales, Glomeraceae.
AUGUCAAUAAAAAUAUUUCCAAGAAAGUUAAGAGAAUCAUUGAAACGCCCUAGCAACUCAAUUUUACGUGCAGUUCAAGUUGAUCCGUUAGAAAAAUAUUCUUUUCAACUCCUUUUUAAUACUUUAUCAAGUCAAGGGAACAAACAAUCUUCCUCUUUCAUA